Pristis pectinata (smalltooth sawfish) is the source of this 14266-nucleotide messenger RNA. RefSeq names its product homeobox-containing protein 1-like. Gene Ontology annotation, cellular component: nucleus. The transcript is spliced from 11 exons. Gene Ontology annotation, molecular function: double-stranded telomeric DNA binding. Gene Ontology annotation, biological process: positive regulation of DNA-templated transcription. The record is from RefSeq and is a predicted model, not a curated record. Lineage: Eukaryota; Metazoa; Chordata; Chondrichthyes; Rhinopristiformes; Pristidae. Bases 237 to 1445 code for a protein of 402 amino acids.
UUGGUCGCUAGUUUUCAGGACAACAAUACUCUAGUAUUGAAUCCAGAGGGUUCCCCUGCGCGGAGUUUAUGGGCACUUUAAAUUAACAGGUUGCUUCAGAUGCUGAAAAUCUGAAAUAAAAGAAAAUACUGGAAAUACCCAGAAGAAGGGGCAAGAAGACUGAAGCAAUUUGUAAUUCAAGGAGGCCCAAUGUGGAGAGUUGUAGUAACUGGACCCCCUGCACUUCAGAUGACAUCAUGUCUUACUACAAUGAUGAGCCUCGAUACACCAUUGAACAAAUUGAUCUUCUCCAACGCCUGCGCCGAUCAGGAAUGACUAAACACGAAAUAAUUCAUGCACUUGAAACGAUGGAACGGCUUGACCAGGAGCAAAAUGAGAAGUUUGUUAGGCGACCCAACUACAGUAGUAACUACGGCAACAAUGUUUCUGCAUCCUCUUCAACUGCUUCUGCUGCUACACAAACUCAAAGUAUUGCGCAAUCACCUUCACCUAGUAAUAGCUAUGACACAUCACCUCCACCCUACAAUACAAGCCACACUGGACGAGAAAGCAUGGCAAGUGAAAGACUUGUUGCCAGCGGAACGCUAUCUCCGCGGUACCAGAACAGUGGCAGUCAGAGGUCAUAUAGUUUUGACACAGGAGAUGAUGAUGCAGACUUGGAGGAGAAAGUGGAGGAGUACAUGAGAAGAGACAGCAAUGCAGUAAAAGAAGAAAUCAAAGCAUUUUUAGCCAAUCGGAGGAUUUCUCAGGCAGUUGUUGGGCAAGUCACAGGUAUUAGCCAAAGCUAUAUAUCUCAAUGGCUGUUGCAGCAGGGUCUUGAUAUGAGUGAGCCCAAGAAGAGGGCAUUUUAUAGGUGGUAUCUUCUAGAAAAAAAUAGUCCAGGUGCUACUUUAAGUAUGAGGCCAGUUUCAACCACAACAACAGAAGAUCCUGAGUGGCGAUCAAAUGUCAGUCCGGUGACUGGAAACUUUCGUCUCAGAAGAGGAAGUAGAUUUACUUGGCGCAAAGAGUGCCUGUCUGUCAUGGAAAGUUAUUUUGGUGAAAAUCAGUAUCCUGAUGAGGCAAAGCGUGAGGAAAUUGCAAAUGCUUGCAAUACAGUCAUACAAAAACCAGGUAAAAAACUAUCAGAGUUUGAACGAGUUACUCCUCUGAAAGUGUAUAACUGGUUUGCCAAUCGUCGGAAGGAGAUGAAGAGAAGAGCAAACAUAGAAGCAGCAAUCCUGGAGAGUCAUGGGAUUGACGUGCAGAGUCCUGGUGGACAUUCCAAUAGUGACGACAUUGAGGUCAACGACUACUGUGAGCAAGAUGAAAAUACUUGUCAUAGUGACCAUCAGCAAGAUCCCAUCUCAUUGGCUGUCGAAAUGGCAGCUGUCAAUCAUUCAGUCCUAGCUUUGGCCGGCCAGGGUGGAAGUGAGAUCAAGACAGAAGCAAUCGACGAUGAUUGAACGUAAGGCUGAAGGCAAUCAGGAUUAUAUAAUGUUAUAGACUAUAGCCACCUUCUUCCCUAUUAUAUGUACUGUUCUGCAACAGACUAUUAGAUGUAUAUUUAUCAUUUGGUUGUUCGCUGUGUGUUAAAUUGAAAGAAAAGUUCUCAUUUUUUUAUAGCUGCCAAUGUGAUCAUCUCAUAUUAACAUAUCAGUGAAUAGAAGUUGUCAGGUGUGACUAGUGCUAAGGUUUGCUGACGGCUAACUGUGAACUCAAAAAGGAAACUUUUUUAAUGUAUUACUGCACAUUACUCAAUACAGUUGAAACUAUUAGCUGAAGGCAAAAUAAAAGCAUUUUCUAUUUUCUAAAUUUUACAUAGCUAGUUUUUUAUUAGUGAGGUACGAACAAAAAGUCAAACCAGACUAAACUGGCCCGAAGUCAAAAGUUAUAAGGGCCCAGAAUACACACACUGCAGUUUCUUCAAGGUUCCAGCUUCUGGAAACUGAGAAACAUAUGGCUCCAUAUGUCCCAUGCUAGAUUUUGGACUGGGUGUUUCAGAUUGGUCAUUGUUCGUUGGCCCCUACUUUCCAGCCUGUUUUUAAAAUCAGAGCUAGGGUAGUUAUCAUACAGUCAAGUCCUAUAUAGCCAUUCCCUGGUCAAAUCACUUCCUUUCCAUUCUAUUUUUACUUUAAAUAAAAAUCCAUUUAAUUGUGGAAGAUUUGGUUGCACUUCAGCUUGCAGGCGUCCUCUGGAUGAGCUUUUAACCGCCUCUUCAUGUCUAUUUGUGCUUGCAAUUAAAUGAUGACAUUUAUAGUAACCAAACAUUACAUUUUGGAAUUUGCAUCAUAGGUUAAAGAGGAACAAAAUGUUUGGAUCUGACAGACCUUUUGAAAGGGAUAAUUUUGCCAAUUUCCACUCCCCAGAAGCAAGGUUCUAUUUAAUGACAGUGAAAAGCUAUUCACUGUUGCAAUGAUCUCAUGAAUGUAAUAGUCAUAUUCCCUAUAAUUAAGGUCUGUAACUGCAGUACCAUUUUUUGAGGUUUUUGUUGUAUUUAGAGAGUUAUAAACAUUAAUCCAGUAUCCAGUUUGAUGUCAAGAAAAGUUCUCUUACUUGAUUUAUCAAGAGGAUAGAACAAGCAAUGACAGUGUGAAGUGUUCAGAAACUAUUUGCUGAAGGUCUCCCCAUAGCUAGAAGAAUUUUCUCAAUGCCAUAGAGGUUUCAUUAUAGCGAAUACUAGAACAUCUUCUAACAAGUCUAUGUAAAACAACACUGUUGUUUUAAAAACUUAUACUUCUGGAUUUUUGGAAAUUGGUGGUCAAUAAAACAAUGGCUGCAUUUAGCACUGAGCCAUAUGGGGAUUCCCAAGUACGCCAGGGCUGUUCCAUUCACUAUCAAAGUUUAUCUUCUGUUGCAUUGGCUGAGGCAUGCUAUCCAAGAAAUAGAGGUUCCUAGUGGCACUGCUGUAUUUACCCAUUCAGAUGGACAACGGGUAAAGAAGGUUAACAGCAAAUGGGAUGGGUGUCUAGCUGAACACUGACAGUAUUGGGGAUUGUCAGAUUCAAACUUUGUGCUCAUUUGUAAUCUGGUUUCCCACAGAACAAGAAACCCAAGUGACUUCAUAACUGGCUUUUUGAUGCCAUAAACUUGCUUAACCAGAUGUUUAGUUUGUAAUGCAGUUUUCCACAUCUCCCAAAGUUAAAUUUGCUGAAAAAUUUAAGUUAUUGAUCACUUUGCAAAUGUUUCUUUACCCCAAAUUCACCCCAAGGGAUAACUGCUGUUCCCCUUUAAGCUUCUGUUGCUGAGGGAAGCUUCUGAGAAAUUAAGCAAAAUUCCUAGUGGAAUUUUUUAAAAAUGCCAUAGCCAUGGAUUCAAUUCUAAAUAGUAAUUAAACAAAUUCACAAGCAUUCCUGCUUCCAGUGAAAUAGUUUAGUAAAAAAAAAUUAUCACAUUGCGUUUGCAGAAUUAGCAUAGAAUCUAGAAACAAGCUGGUCUAGUUCCAGUCUAUAAUGAUGCUGGUUGCUAAACUAACAACAGCCUGGAUCUGUCCUCGUACGUUUCAGUGUUGCAUAAAUUAAUGUGAUUGGUGGUUAUGCCUGCAACACUGGAAAAAAAUGUUAUUUUAAUUAUUACCAGAGUCAGUAUUCUAGAUAUUCUGCCCUUCAGAUUAAUGCUGCACAAUGAAAGCUUCAACUAAUUUCAACCAUGUAGCUAAAGUAUUAUGAUGACCCUUAUCAGUUUCAGAUAUUUAUUGCAGUCAUAGACUGCCUCAGCUUAGUCUACAGUUUGCUAUAGGUUAAUCUCCAGGAUAUUGCCUUUAUAAUGUUGUAAUUAAUACUUUAGUGUUGAAACAUUAACCAACUUUAACAAUGAUAGAAAAUUCUGGACAUACCCAUCAGGGUCGGGGAGCGUUGGGGGAGGGAAACAAGAGUUAUUGAUUCACAUUGAUGACCUUCCGUUAGAACUAGAAAGAGUUUGUAAACAAGCAUGUUUUGAGUUACUGAGAGGAGGUUUUCUGACCUUCCCUACUUCUGAAUCAAUAACUCCUUCUCCCUCUACAAUUGCUCCCUAACUAAAUGAGUAGUUCCAGCAUUCCCUGGUUUUAUUUCAGAUUUCCAGCAACUGCAGAUUUUUUUUGCUUUUUGAACAAACUUUCACAUUUAUUUUGCCCUUGUUACAGUAAAAACAAGGCCCUCAAAUGGCAUUCUUUUGUAUGUAGUUUUAAGGGAGCUUCUAACUCAUGUUUUCAUGUGUUUAAAUCCUCAUUAGGACAGUAGACACAUGUCAUACAAAUAUUAAUACAGGUCCUCCUGGGAUACAGCAGGGUUCUGUUCCUGAGAACUGUUCAGGUUCCUAACAGUUCACAAGUCGGAAAUGCGGCCGGGCAAACAAAGUUCCCACGUGGUGAAGAUGCCUGCAGAGGUGGGUUGUCCCUUAGGAAUAGAUAGUCUAGAGAAGCAUUUUAACUCUCGCUUUACCAUUCUUAAUAAUAAAUUUAAUAUUAAUGAAUUUAGCCCCAGCCUAUCUCGGGCUAAUAAUAUCCUUUUAAAAGAUUUUACUGCAGAUGAGGUUUUAAAAGUUAUUGACAAUUUUAAAAAAUGACACUGUUGCUGGCCUGGAUGUUGUGUCUCUAGAUAGGAUUCGCAACAUGGACAUCAAUGUGUUGACUAGAAUGUAUUCUUCUUGGGUUCGAUGUGGCAAAAUUCCAGCCAGUGUCAAGAACAGUUACCUGCAGCCCCACCGCAGCCAGCAAAUCCAUCCCGUCAGUCUCCCAAAUGCUCAUUCAUAUGUAUGGGCUGUACUUAAGUCGGUCGGGCAUCGGCAAGCUGGGGAGGACCUGUAAUUGUACUUUGUAUCCUCAGGGACACUAAGUUUUGAAAUCACCUUCAAUGGACGAGAGAAGGAAAUGAAAUUUUAAAACAGAAUCAUACACAAUCUGUGCGAUGUAACUCACUAAACGUGAGUGGGUAAUCUGUAACUUAUGAUCUUGCUGUUCAUAAGAUACAAAUUCACUUGCAUGAAUUUUAAUGAAAACUGCAUUUUGUAAUUUAACAUGCAGGAUUCUAUAUAUCCUCAAAAGCAUUAAUAACCUAUUGACAACAAUGCCCAGGAUUAAAAUAUAACAGUAAUCAGAACUUAUUGACUCGAGGCACGCUGCUUCACUAUAAAUGUUACCUUUGGGAUAUGCACAAGGUUAAGAUCAGAGUUAAAUCUAAUUCUAUACAAAUAUUCAUUUCAGCUUUUUGAAUAUAUAUAUAUGUUCUAGUUUUAAUUCAUCAAAAUACAGGAUUAUUGCAUUAUUUAAUGUGAUAAGAUCAUAAGUACUAACUGGAAAUCUAGAUAGUGAAUGCAGUCAGUAUUUUUGCCGUAAGUGGUAUUUCCAAUCUGACAGAUUUGCUAACAAGAACCUGGAAUAAUCUUCUCCAUGUCUCCUGUCAAACCAUGAUUCAUAUCUGGUAGGAGAUGGUUUAUGAGCAAAACUAAAGGAUUCUGACUUUUAAAUGAAGCUAUAGAAAACUUUCAAUUAAUUAAUUUUAUGAAAGUAUUUGGUUUAAAAAUAAUUAAAUUGAUGUCACCAAGUUAAGCAAUAAUGCAUUUUGAUUAACAAGUGAAUUCAGACUUAUUUUCCUAUUUCCUAUGGAACUUGGUAAAUUAAGUGGUUGACUACAUGAAUGGUUGUCUUUUGAUUGGAUCUCCUGACUGGAUCAGAAUUAUCAGUUAUCUGUAUGUAUAUCAUCUGUAACUUUGUGUUCCAGUGAGCCACUUCAAAAUAGUUGAGGGGGGGGGGGGGGGUGGCGGCACAGUAGCAUAGCGGUUAGCAUGACGCUAUUACAUCGCCAGCGAUCGGGGUUCAAUUCCCAUCGCUGUCUGUAAGGAGUUUGUACAUUCUCCUGUGUCUGCGUGGGUUUCCUCCGGGUGCUCCGGUUUCCUCCCACAUUCCAAAGACGUACGGAUAGGUUAAUUUGGGUUUUAAAAAUGGGCAUCGCUGACUUGUUGGGCUGGAAGGGCCUGUUACCAAACUGUAAAUAAAAUUUAAAAUUUAAAAACAACUGGCUCAUCGUUAAAAGAUACAAGUAGUUUUAUAAGGUUAUUUCUGGAUUAAUUACUCAGUUAUUUUUGUAAAGUUCAGUAAUACACAAACUUCCAGACAACACACGGAAUAAAACUGUUCAUUCCUCCAUGUAAGGAAGGCAAAAUAUUGUUCUUAAAGUAUUACAUACUGAGCAGAAUUGCACCAUGUAGAAAUGUUUUUUUUUGAAUGGAGAAUACUGAACAAUGUAUUCUUUUUUAAAAAAAAAGUGCUGCUACAAGGCAUGUGCCUGGCACUAAUUACUGAUCAUAAUACAAAUGCAAUUAUUGAUGACAGACUGAUGGAAUUCUCUCUUGUGCUCUUUCUCCCUCUUUCACCCAUCACUGUCUCUUCCAGCAUUCAAAAAUAGGAAGGAACUUUAAGGUCCUGUGCUAUUUACAUUAGAGUCAUAGAGCAAUACAGCACGGAUACAGGCCCUUUGGCCCAACAAGUCUAUGCUGACCGUGGUGUCCACCCAGCUGGUCCCAUUUUCCUGCGCUCAGCCCAUAUCCCUCUAAGCCCCGCCCUCCAUGUACCUAUUCAAGUGCUUCUUAAAUGAUACUAUUGUACCUGCCUCAACACUUCCUCUGGCAGCUCAUUCCGUAUCCUCACCACCCUCUGUGUGAAAAAGUUGCCCCUCAGGUCUCUUUUGAAUCUUUCCCCUCUCAUCCUAAAUCUAUGUCCCCUAGUUUUGGACUCCCCUCCCUGGGGAAAAUACUGUUACCAUCCAUCUUAUCUAUGCUUCUCAUAUUUUUAAACACUUCUAUAAGAUCGCCCCUCAUUCUCUUAAGUUCCAAAGAAACCGGACCCAGCCUAUCCAGUCUCUUUGUAACUCAUGUGCUUCAUUCCAGGCAUUGUCUUGCAUUGAUGGGCAAAACUCAAUAAAUCACUAAUAACACUUCCAUAACUUUCUAGUAAGCUAUCCACUGUGUGCAACAGUGCAGUAGUUGCACAGAACUUAACAAUGUGCAUUCAUAUUCUUAUCAACUAUUUCAAAGGUGAUCAACAAAAAAGGUCAAGAUGAGUUUUAUACCACUGAAACUUGUUUAGAGGCAAGGAUACCUGGCUGAACACAAGAAAAAAUAGGCUGUAAUGGCUGAGAGUGGGGAAUUAAUUGGACCCAGAAUAUUUGGUCUUAAGGUGAUAGUAUGUUUUGAAAAAAAAUGUGAUCUGGACAGAUCAAUAAAGGUGCCAGAUUUUUGUGGGGCUUUGAAGUCAUUUGGGUUCUCAAAAUCCAGUAAUGAUUCAACCUCAAAAAUUUGCUACCUUUUUUUAAAAAAAGUGCAUGUAAUGUAAAAUUAGGAUUAGAUUUGAUUGUGAUGCCUUCCACACUUGAUUAACUUCCCACUGCCAGCUAGUAUUUAGGAAUGGCCACUGGGGGAGAUACCAGAGCUACAGGUGCCUAUUGAAUUGUGAUCCAUUGGAGCUGGUCAGGGACCAAUGAGAAAACAGGUUGUUAAGAGUGAAAUGUAACAUUAUAAGCUGAGACGCAGGAUAUAAUUGUAGUGAAUAUGUUGAGAAUGAGUAACAAAUGGAAAUAAAACAUUUUCAGACAUAGAGACUGCAGUAAUGAAAACAGAAAAAAACUAGAAAUACUCAGGCAGAAACUGAGGAAAGAGAAACGGACAUAAUGCAUCACUUUGAUUGCUUUCCACCAAAACUAUUUGUUUCUGGCAAGCCCAUCAAAUGACUAAGCAAAUAAAGAAAUUGUACUUGGGAGACACAAGAGACUGCAGCUGCUGUACUCUGGAGCAAAAAACAAACUGCUGCUGGAAUUCAGUGGGUCAGGCAGCAUCUGUGGAAGCAGAGGGAUGGUCGAUGUUUCAGGUCGAGACCCUGAGUUCCUCCAGUAUUUUGUUUUUUGAUCAAGAAAUUGUAUUUAUAUAGCCUGUUUCAUGUCCUGGCCUGCCAUAGUGCUUUGCAGUCACUCUGUUAUUACUAAAAUACAAUCACAGUUGCAUAGUAAGCAAAAACAUGAAAUUUGUGCAAAGAUCCCACAGGUAACUGGAGAUGAAUGACCAGUUUAUUUUUAGUGGUGUUGACUGAGGGAGGAAUGUUGCUCAGGACACCAAGAUAGCAACAUUUCAUUCCUUUAAAUACUCUGGUGAGAUUUUUUAUAUGAGCUGGCAGACAGGACAGAUUUGAUUUAACAGCACCCCAGACAAUGCACUGAAGUGACAGCCUGUGUUUAACCCCUAUGGUGAAAUUUGACUCGGAGAUGAAAGAGUUACCACUGAGCCCAGUAGAUAAUAUUAAUUGCACUGAUACAGAUAAGUAUUUUAAAUGGGUAUAUCAUAGUACACAAUAUGCUCUGCAGUCAACUUCUAGCACCGAUGUUGUCAAGCUUUGCAGCUUCUACAAUGGCAUGUAUAUUUUUAAGGAUUCUUUCCAGUGACGAAAUGUACUGAAGCAAGAGCACCCUCUGGUGUUUUAUAUACAUUCUGCAGGCACAAGUGUAAAAUAUGUUUUAACCAUUCCUUUUGGAUGGAUUCUUACACCUUGCAAAUGUGAUAUGUUUCCUAAUGGAAGUAUCUUAUAGUCCCUUUAUAUACUUUUUUUUUAACAGCCAUAUACAUUUCCUAACACCGAGAAAGACCAAUUGAAUUGUUGAGUCUAUGCCAGCUUUUUGCUGGAGCAUCAAAAUUAAUCUUCCUGUUUCCCCACAUCCUGUCUCUUCCCUUCUUUGCUAUUAAAAGAUGUUGUGGUUUCUUCCUCAAUCAUUCCCAGAACAAAGCAUUCCACAGUUAAACAUCCUGCACAAGGAAAUUUCUUUGCUGUGACAGGUCCUUGGAGUAGGUAUCAAAUUUGAGGCCUUGAUCUCAUUUAGAUCAGUAAACUAUUCCUUCGCAUCUUCACAGUCAUACAGCACAGAAACAGGCCCUUCAGCCCACCCUGUUCAUGCUGACCCAUUUAUACAAACCCCAAUCUUUGGCUGCAUAGCCUGUGAAAGUGAUACUUCCAUUAGGUGCACAUCCUAAGGUAUGAAUGUUUAGAGCCUUAACUUGCAUAGCAAAAAGAAUCUGUAAAAUCAAUGUGUGCUUUAGAGACUCAGUUGCAGGACCUUUCCAAAAUACUGCCAGCCCUGUCAUCACUGUUGAGGUAGCAAAAUGAUACUCAAAACUGCACACAGUAAUCUGAUAAUGACCUUGGUGUUGCCCUCUAUAAAUUUUCUGCAAUUAAUAGGACUCUAUAUGCAUCAAUGAAGUGCCAUUUAAGCUAUUAAAAUGUUAACCAUUUGAAUGUACAAUCAGAACCAUGGAAACUUAGCUUAAUUAAUGAUGUUUGUAUAGUGUUUCUGCCCAUAAAUGCCCCUAAACAACAGAGUAUUUGCUGUCGUGAGACUGUGCUUGGCUCUUGAGUUGAAGAUGUUUUUUGUUAAAAAGUGAAGAAAGAAUUAAUUAGUUAAAACUGAAACAAAUUAGUUUGUGUACAGUUAAUUGAUUUCAUACAGGGUACCGGUAGGUUUGGUAGAACUAGGCUAAAGACCUGUACCGCGGAGGGCAAGGCAUAAACCAAGGUUCUUGCUUCUAUUUGCUAACCAUGUUGUAAUAGGAGAAAUUCAGCUCAACAGCUCCAACAAAGUGAAAAAAGAUGCAAGUACAUUACAAGCGGAAAACUAGUUCAAGACAGCAAAGUUAAGUGAAAAUAACAAUGUAAAAUUGUCAGUGCCCAGCUAUUUUUGAUGAUGGUUGGAUUCAUAUUUAGGGAAAAAUAUUGAAAAUACAGGGAAGAUUGCAGGAGGCUGUGACUUUUCUGUUGGGUUAAAUUCUCAAAUUCAAAAAUUCUCAGCACUCAUAACUUCAAGUUCGUAAGUUCCUCUUCUGAGGAAAAGAAGGAAAGUUGUGAGCAAUUAUAAAACCACAGUGCACUUCGACUAUCAUUCAACAACUCAGCUACCAGCUUUGUGCACUUUAUUUUACGGAGAUAAAUAUAUUCCACAAUUACACUUUGACAGCGAAUUUUAGGGGAACAGUGCAAAAUGAUUUUAACAACUCAAUUUUAUCCUAUUUAUUGUUUUUAUAACACACUUCAAAGUUGCCUUUUCCCUUCCCAAGAACUUGGCUUUCCAAGUGUUGACAACAUUAGGUUGUUGAAAUGGAUAUUUCUGUACCAUUGUGGGAAAUCUGCUUGCUUCUGAACACUAAUGCUGUCCAUUCUACCCCCCCCCCCCAAAAAAAACACUUUUGUGGAUUUGUAGGCUCAUAAGCAUCAUUGCAUUUUUUGUUUAACAUGUGCCUCAAAAUAAUCACCAUAAGCAAAUACUCCACAAUGGUCAUUUCAACUAUUUAAAUGUGCCCAGGUGACCUGUAUCAGCCUCAGAUCAGUAUAACUGUCACUGUACCACUUGUGACACAAAUGAUGGACAACAACAAAAAUGUCCUACUUUUGAGCACAAACCAACUUUCAUCUCAACCUCUCCAGUCUACCGAUUCCAUUAGGCAUGUAACCACCAAGUAUUCUUCAGAGCUCAGAAACCUUUGAUGGAUCAACUGGGGAGGGCCCUAAUUGCUGCAUGUAAGAAAUCAGAAAUGUUUUUGAAGAUAUCCCAGGCCCCCUAUUUGUAGUUCAAAUGUUAUUUAUAUUCAUGCAUAUAAACCUCCUACAAAUCUUGGUCCAUUGGGCUAAAACACUAAUAUUCACAGAAGCAUACUGAUAACAACUGCUGCCAUCUUAUUCUGUAUGGCUAGAUGACCAGACAAAUGCACAUUAUUGUAGUGAGGUAUUAGAGACUUUACUUUGCACCUUGUCUUUGGCAUUCCUUCUCCAUCAGGUUCAUCUUGAUACACCUGCCCUCUCAAAAAAUACAUUUGUAAAUUGCUUAUUGAUUUUCACAGGUAAAAUAAUCAAGUUUGAAAUCACGUUUUUGGGCAGAAGCUUGUAAUUGAAAAUGUGCAUUUUCCGCUAAAAGUGCUUCUGUUAUUCUACUUUGCUCACUUAAGAUAUCAUGUGGUUUAACCUCUAAACUUGUACUCUGUGAUCUUUUACCCGGUCAACCACAUGGAUUGUCAGUCUGUUAACUGACAGUUGUUUUCAUUCUCCAGUUUUGUUAUGAUAAAUCAGUUCUUGCAGUUCAAGUAACUUUUCAAAUACAACUAAUUCUUUGCAGAAAUGUACAUGAGAUGGUGGCAGGAAUCCAUUUAAAAACUCUGAUCUAUUUAAAUGAGGAAAGGGGUGAUGACUGGACGGACUUGACUUUACUUUUGGAGGCUUUAUUUUCCAUCUUGUCUUUGACAUUUCUGACAUCUGAAGUUCUGAGUGGUACUGUAGUGAGUCUGGGACCAGGUUAGCUGCCCAAACUACUACUUGGCUCCAAAGCACUUCAGGAUGUACUGAGACUGUGAAGACCUGUUUCUGACAAGUUUUUGCUUUGAGAUCUGGAAUUUGGUGAUUAGAAAGUAGCAUUUGCAUUUCUUGAAAGGUGUGUUUAAAGUUUUAAGCCAGGAAGGUCAUUUAUUUAAGAGACCUACCCAUUUAUUAGAAUAGUAUUGUUACUACCUUGAUUAAUGGUAAUGUGAAAUGACUGCACAGUUGAUGUACAUUAAAUGUUCACAAUCCUGAUAAAACUUAAAUUUUUCAAAUUCAUGAGUAAGUUAUAUCUACAACCAAAAGUUGUGGCUGUGACCAUUUUACAAAUUAAAGCCAUAAACUAAGACUUAGAUCUACCAGUAUUAAUUAAUGAAGAAAAUAUACUUUAGACUAGAAAUUGUGGAAUCCAAAAUGUGUUCUUUACCCAAACUCAUUUAACCAGUCACAACAAAUUAGAAGUUUUAAUGCUGUAGACCUCAAAGUAAAAUUUCCACCAACAAUGUACAGUAGAUAGACAAUUGUUUUUAAUACUCUGCCAAUGUGAACAUAAAUUUAAAAAUAAACUGUGGAGGGUGGUGAAAUUUAAUGCUAAACAUUUAAAUUUUUAAAAAAUAGUUUAAAUUGCCUCAUCAUAUUUUGUUCCUUAAUGUAUGAUAUCACAUGGUUUUAUUUAUUUUAGGUGAAGUUUGUACAAAUAAUCCCCAUACUCAUUUUUUUGCCCCACCUAAUAGAGAUGGAGGAUAGUGUAAGAUUACAGUAGCAUACACAUGGAAAUUUGAUUAUUUAUUAGACCGACGUGGAGAUUUGACAUUCAAAACAAAUUCAGAAAAACCUGACUUGGAGUGGUUGAACCUUGAAUUUUUUUUUUAAAUUUGCACUAUUGGUCAAUAGAAAAAUACAGUAUUAUUAUAUCCAAUUCUACCAGAUUUCAAGAGUGUACUGUGAGCAGUGUGUUGCACUUAACUUUGUAUCCUAUUUCAUUGUCUGGUUAUUUAAAAGACAAACUUGGGUUGCUCCCAGCUAGUAAUUUCUGUGAAAGACUUCAGUUAAAUGUAUAACAAAGACAGGUUUUAAUUCUAUAGUUUUGCAAGAUAAAUAUGUAUAUACACAUCCAAACUGUCAGUGCUGCCCACAUCAUUUUCUUGGUCUGAGAGGGUGAUUCACCAGUUAGUCAGUGUAAAUGUCAUAUUUCUAAGGUCUAUAAAGAUGGUCCAAAUGCAUCUAAUUAUUGUAAAUAAUUUUUAAAGCACUUUUUUAAAAUAAAUUACUUUUUGUACUCCAGUACGUUUAAUGUAUAAAACUAGAUCAGUUGCAUACUUAAGAGAAUUAUACAAAGUACGUAAUUACACUGCCCACAGCACAACAAAUACUUGUAGACCUCCUCAUUGACUGGAUUAGACCAGCUUCUCAGUGCAGCUUGAAGCAAAACAGAAAAUGUCUAAUUGUGGCUUCUGUGAAAAUGUCUAGGGGAGCAUCUUUCUUUUCCUGUACAGUUUACAAGCAUUACAUGUAAUUUUGCUGUAAGUUACUUUCAGGUAACUUUGAAAUACUGUACACUGUAAUAUCAUUACUGUUAAAAUUAAUUUUUAUGCACUGUAUUUAAGUAACUUUUCACAUGUUCCUUUAUCUAGUUCCAAGGAAAUACAGGACAUCUUGUAUCUGUUUAACUAAACUUAAGAUUCUACAAAAACUCUAAUUAUAGAUUUAGUAGUAUCUGUUAAACUAAUGUAGCAAAACAUGCUUGAAAACAUUUUUCAGUUAAGCUUGUACUAAAAUUCAGCAAUGCCAACUAUGAAUGUGUAUUUACUAAUUUGUUGACAAAUCUACUGCCAUAUUAGUUAAAGUUCAGGUUAUUUUUCACUUAAGGGCACUUGUUAGUGUCAAUGUUAUGUCCAGAGGUUAACUGUAUCUACAUGUACAAAAAUAUGCAACAAAAAAUUGACCUACUGAAUUAUCAGCUAUUGAUGUUACUAUAAUAUUGUGGAAUUUAUAAAAGUAGCCAUGUUCUGUUUACUAUCUUUUUUAAAAAAAAAUACACUCCCCAAUCCCGCAAGUGGUCUUUUACCUCCUUCAGUUGAACAUGUAGGUCAGCCAGCAGCAGGUUUCUAUAAUGAUGAUGCCUAUGCUUCUUUCUACUCGACCAUCAGGUGUACUUUUUUACUUUUUUGGGGUCAGGGGAGGGGGUGGGGGGUGGGGGUGGGGGUGGGCACGGUAUGGAUGGCCGAAAUAGUAUGGAUGGCCUGUAGCAGUUUAAUUCCCCUCUGUUAAUGUAACUGCAAGGCAGUGCACCCGAUAGUUGAGAAUGAGAACUGAAGGUGGUCAUCAGAAGCUUGGCUGUGGAUUUGACUGCAAGCUGAGCACUUGAAUUUAAACAGGAUAUGUUGAAAAUCAAAGAUCAAAACCACAGAACUGUAAACCAAGCAUCUGACACUACAGGAACAGGAUCAGUGUUCAUCAUGCAGUGCAUGAUGGCACAUUAAUGGAGUAAAAUACCCUUCCAUACAUUGUCCUAGGAAAGUGACUGGAAAUAAAAGGAAAAGGGAAAAGUUUAAAAAAAAAAUUGGUUUAUCUGUAUCCUGUGCUUGUGUAUCCCAUCCUUUGUUCUGUGUCCAUACAUAUGCUUCCAUAUGUAUAUAAUUUGUAGUUAAUGGUCUGGAUUAGUGCCUUUUGACAGUAGACUGUUAUAGAACCCAAUUUAUAGUUUUUGUAUAUUUUCAUUAAUUGAAUUUUUGGUUAGCUCAAAUUUUCUUUAUCCCAAUAAAGCAAUAAGUAUGUUCAAAUAGACUUGCUCCUUUUCUUUGGAAAAACCUAAAAUUCUGAAUUAUGUAUAUAUUGUCAUUAAUUCUCUGACUUUAUCAAAAUUAGAAUGUUUGUUUCCAUAUGUACCUUAUUUUGAUAUAAUGGAUGAUUUAGAAUAAUUUUUAAGGGACAAACAGAAAUAUGCUUUAUGUCUGAAUAUAGUUAAAU